AUGAGUUCUCCAGACACUAAUUCGAAUAGACAUCAAACUAAAAAGAAGACUAAACUUGAUUCUAAUAAAUCUUACUCUUUCUAUGAUUCCUUUGUUACUAGAAAAGACAUCAUUAAAUUGGCCUCUUUGGAAACAUAAAAUCAAUAAAAGGAAUUUCUUAAAACUGUCAUCAUUCGAUUUGAAAUAGGACACAAAAAAGGAGGAGUAUUCAAUUUCCCAGUUUAUGAACUCAUCUCUUUUUAAUAUUAUUAGACUUAAACAAUAUCAAAAGUAAAUUACAUAUCAAUAUAUUACUAGGCUACAGAAGAAUCUUAAUAAUAAUGUAAAUUGGCUGUCUUUUCAGAAUACUUAUUGUAAAUGUAUCAUUAUCUUAAAAAUUAUACAUUUGAAUAAAAAUCAACCUUUAUGUCAUUAGGAUUUUACAUAUUUGUAGAAAGUUUAGAACGUAAAAUCACAUAAAUUGAUUCAUAUGAAAUAUUCAAAAGAUUACUCAGACCUAAGAUAUUAUUGACAAAUACACAUAAUUUACCCAUUUUUACUUAAGAACACAUUAUGGAAUUCAAUAAAUUUAUGACAAAUUAUUUUUACAGGUGAUCAACCUAUCUUUAUUUAGAUAUUAUUCAUUAUAUGAAUUAAGAAUGACCACUUAUCAAGAAGUCAAUAUAUUUAGUAGAUUAAAAGGAGAGAAUCCAGUUUAAAUUGAAAAAGAAGAAGAUAAAGAUUCUAUUUAAGAAGAAGAUGAAUUCAAUUUUAAAGAUGUAGAAGUUCAUCUAGAAGAUGAAAUCUAACCUGAAUAAGAAAUCAAGAAGAUCAAUGAAAAAGAUGAAGAAUAAAUUGAGAAAGUAUUAGAAUAAUACAAAUUAAAUUGGAAUACAAGAUUAGAUGGUUCAUAAUUAUUAUAAGAAGCAGAGAAAAUAUUAACAAAGAAAAAAUGA
Messenger RNA from Paramecium pentaurelia, 935 nucleotides. NCBI's taxonomy places the organism in Eukaryota, Ciliophora, Oligohymenophorea, Peniculida, Parameciidae. The record is from the annotation of a GenBank genome assembly.